Messenger RNA from Pisolithus orientalis, 660 nucleotides. RefSeq lists its product as uncharacterized. Bases 1 to 660 code for a protein of 219 amino acids. NCBI's taxonomy places the organism in Eukaryota, Fungi, Basidiomycota, Agaricomycetes, Boletales, Pisolithaceae. The transcript is spliced from 7 exons. The record is from RefSeq and is a predicted model, not a curated record.
AUGGUUGUCCUGGAAAAAGGGGUUAUACCACUGUGGAAGGAAAAGGAGAUGCCAGUGCAAGCAGACAGCAUCACAUCUGCUGUGAUGAUGCAAGAUGAUGAUGCAUUGGAUGGUGUUGACAAUGAGGAACAGCUGGACAGCCUGGUCAUCAAUGCAAUGAUCCCAUUGUUGUUAGAGGCUGACCCACCAUGGAAUCAGUCAUCUUCCCCUUUCAGAGGCCUGGAGGUUUUGACAGGCAUUGGUUGUGGGCACUGUGCAUAUGCCACAUCCUCUUCCAAGUGCAUGCAGGUCCAUCACAGGGAGCACCACAGGGAUACUAUCACCCCCAAGGAUUGGACUGCAUGCAAGAUGCAGAGAUUCAGCAGGAGUGGGAAGGGAUAUGCCCUGUUCCAAGUCCAUGACACUGCUGCCUCCCCUGUUCCAGUUGAUGAUACCAUUAGCCAUCUUAGACAACAGAUGGCCCAGGCAUUGAUGUCCAACAUGCCACAGGGUGGCAUGAGCAUGUUGCUGGCCAUGACAUAUGCAGUGUUAUGUGACCUGGUAGAGAUCCCAAGAUGUGAUGACAAUGGCUUGUUCCCUGGACUCAAGGCAGCAGUGAGGCAGUACUUCAAUGAAGUACUCAACCUCCUCACCAUCACUGAUGAAUUGGUCCUGCAAUGA